Messenger RNA from Mesorhabditis spiculigera, 663 nucleotides. NCBI's taxonomy places the organism in Eukaryota, Metazoa, Nematoda, Chromadorea, Rhabditida, Rhabditidae. The record is from the annotation of a GenBank genome assembly.
AUGAGCUUCACCUCACUCUCAAUCGAUGAAAUGAUGCCUGGAUCAUCGGACAAUUUGCCGCUUCUCAACCGAAGACCAUCGAACUGGAUGGAGCAGAAUAUAUAUAGCCCCGCAAACAUCAACAACAAGCAGGAUUUUGAGAUGGCCAAGGCACAGUUGAAGGCUUCAUCAAGGACUUCCGGGUUGUUGUCUGGAUUUGCUAUGAUCGCGCUGGUCGAGCUACAAUACCAAAAAGAGACACCAGCAUACUUGCUAAUAAUCCUUGGAGUGGUGACUACACUACUUGUCUCGGUCCAUCUAAUCGCCCUGAUGAUGUCUACCUGCAUUCGGCCAUUUAUUGACGCCUACAGUGCCGCUGACGAUUUCCCGCAUCGCCGAUUCCGCUUUUUCAUCGACCUCUCAUGGCUAAUCUCAACCUGGAUUGGGCUGCUGCUCUUCCUCCUCGAGAUCGGCAUCAUCCUCAUUGUGAAAUUUGACUCGGUCAAAAACUACACGGCUGGAUACUUUACGACUGCGUUGUUAGUACCCGUAUUGGCCGUAUUCUUCUGGAUGGCUUGGAAAAUCCAACAAGUCAAGGCCCAAUACGCACGGGAGCGACGAUUAAAGCAACAUUCCCACGGCAACUACCACAAAAACAAGACGAUGGUCACGAUUCGACAUGUC